UGACGACUUUAUGGUGUCGAGAAGGUUUUCAAGUUUUCUUUGGAGGCUCGGAAAACGACGCGUCAUGCCCCGCCCCUCCGACGGUGUGCGUAGGGUUACACCGCAAGACUGAGAGAGAAGAGGAGCUUGGUACUUUUUUUCUCCACUGUCUGCGUCUCUCCUCGCCUCCGUGAACGCGUUUUUCCGCGGUUUCCUGCAUUUCUUUCGCGUCGUUCAAGCGGACUCGGAGACAUUUUCCUUCAAAGGAUGACGGGAGCACCCGUCCGUCCUCGUCUUCUUUUCCCUCGCUCUUCUCGCGCAAGUCGAUUGUCCAGCUCUCGCUGUGUGUCUGCCGAGACCUUCGUUUCGUUGAGGGCAGCGUCUGCCGUUUCCUCUCGCGAUCCACGCCUCGCUGUAUCCGCCUUUGCUCUCUCGCAAAAAUGUGAGAUUUCCCCGAGACGCGAUACACUCAGCGCCUCCGGAGACCAAGCGCAUCGAUGAUCACGCUUAUUCUCUCCCGCCACCACUAACGCGUUUCCUUCUUCGGUCUGUGUUUUCCGAUACUUGCUUCGACGGGAUUCGAACAGCUCUUCUUCGCGCUUCCUUUCUCUUGCUUCGCCGCCCUCAAAAAUCUGCGUAUAAAGAGAACCUCAGAGGAGCAACCGCUAGCAAGCAGCCUGCAUCCGCAGAGAGAGGAAAAAGACGAGGACCCGCCGGGGCAACUCGGAUCUCCUUUCCGGGGAAACAUGACGCAGAAGAACGUCGAAAGGAUCGUCCAUUCCAGCUGCGCUUGCGACAGAGGAGACGAACGAUAGUCGCGUCUCCCGCCACGGUGUUCUCGUCUCUCCUCUUUGCUUUUCUCUCGUUGACUUCCUUCGUUUCUCCUCUCCCCGCAAAAUGCCUCGAACGAAGGUGCGUCCCUCUCCGCUCUCGCCUCUCUCUUCUUCUCUCCACUUGUCUCCACCUGCGAAGAAGGCAGAAGCGCCUCUUGACUCCGACAAAGCGAGCGACCCCCAAGGAGAAACGAGCGACCGACAUGGAGCAGGGAGACACGCGAAAGAAGAGAGAGAUGGAGAAACGCGAAGUGGAGAAGAGAAAGAAGGAGACGGGGAUGGAGCGGAAGCGCAGAGAUCAACGUCGGAAGAAGAAGAAGAAUCACGGGGCGACGAGAGUGGAAAACGAAUCACCAGGAGAAAGAAAUCCCGAGGAACGAGACGAGCUGGCGGCCGACAGAGACAAGCCGAACAAAAAGAGACAGAGACCCUCCCCACAGGCUGGGCGUCUCCUCUUCUCGCUCGGAGGUGCAUGCGAGCUGCUGCCGAAGCAGCCAAGGCUCAGGGGAUCAACGUUUCGCGGCUGUCGGCCGAGGACUCGUCGUCUUCUCACUCCUCUUCUCUCUCCUCUUCUCUCUCCGCCUCUCUGCAGGAGACAACUGGAGAGAACGAGCAGCCGGAGAGCGGAGAGGUCCUUUUCUCUUGGCGCGUCUCUGGCCUGGCCCGUCAAGGUUUCUCGAGAGAAGCAUCGAGAGACAAAGAGACAGGAGACAGUACACGGAGCAGAGAGGAGCGCAGGAUCCCUGGAGAACAGGGAUGGAGAGGUCAGAGGACUUCGACAGGACAACAGAGAGAGGAAGAAAGACAAGAAGAGACAGAAACUGUCUCAGAGGCUGGUGGAAGGAGUCAGACUCGCGACGCACUGGAGCAGGCAGAGUUCUUCGGUGUUUUUCUCUCUCGAACAGGAACCGGCGACGAAGCCUGUGCGUCUGUGGCCAUCUACGCCGACGCUCCUUCUUCCGCUUCCUCUGUUUCCACUGCCUCCUCUCUUUCUUCUCUCUCUCCGAGUUCUUCUCCAGUGUGUGUCGCUUUCCACUCCGGCGUCAACUUUUCGCAGCUUCACCCUUCCCUUCCAGCAGAUCUGCUGCCUGCCUUCCUUCGCCUGGUCCAGCCACCCAACCUCCACGCUGCUCCGCUGCUUCUCCUCACUGCCCAUGCCGUCUCUCCGCCUUCGUCUUCCUCUUCUUCUUCCUCUUCUUCCUCCUCUCCGUCUCUGUGCUCUUCUUCUCUUUCCUCUUCUGGAGAGAGAGGAGAAGAAGAGGAAACGACCGUGUGCGAAAUCGUUCUGUCUGUCGUCUUACCUCCGCCCUCUCGCCAGGCGCUCGACCGACAAGGCGCUGACGCGCUGCGGCUCUUCUUCAGCUGGUUCGACUCCGCAGCGCUGCAUGCAGCACCGUGUUGUGCUCUUCGGAGUUCGUCGCCAGCGCUGAGGACAGACGGAGAAGAAGGAGCUGCGCCGCAUGAACUCGCGAGAAAUAGAGAAGAGGCAUCCGCUGAGGAGACACAGACGCGAGAGGGGGAGAGGCUGCAUCCCUCUUCGGAUGCACCAGACGAGAACACCCUCUUCAUCGAGCCUCAGUUUCUUUACGACUGCCUGGUACGAGCCUGGAAAUGCUUUGCGAAACAAAGCGCUGCCUCUUCUUCCGAAGCCAAUUCGUCUUCUACCUCUCCUUCGUUUCCAUUUUCGUCUUCUUCCUCUGCAUCUUCGGCUGCUGCACCUGCUGCCUCUUCUUCUUCUUCGUUUCACCCUUUUGGAGAGCUCCCUUCAUUUGUGUCACCACCGGGUCUCAGGUGCUCUUUGAGGCCGUACCAGCAGCGGGCGGUUUUCUUCGCGCUGACUCGCGAGUGGCGUCAUCUCGCCUCCCUUGAGCUUCGAGAAAGUGAUGGUCGACUACCUCUCGUCUCUUCAUCUUCUUAUUCUCGUUUUCCCUGUCCGCGACCUCUCUCCUCUAGUUCUUCCUCCUCUCCCUCUUCUGCCUCCUCUCUCUCUUCUUCCUUCUCUCCUUCUUUCUCCCCUUCUUGCUCUGGCGCUCUGUCUGCUGUGCCUGCCUUGCCCGGCGCGAGAGGCGACUGUGGAGAAGCGGACGCUCCGCUGCCGAGUGUACGUACACCGCAAGGGCGGCCAGCGCCAGACUUGCAUGCGCUGCGGGACUGGACCCUCCGGAGGCUUCGACUUCCGCCGCAGCGCGUGAACCUCCUUUGGCUGUAUGUUCCUCUUGCGUCGGGUCGCGUCCUCGCCUUCGAUUCUCUCUUCGGCAGAUACAAAUUCCUAGGCCGGCCGAGAAGGAAGGCGGAAAGUGCAGUCCGCGAACCACACAGGGAAAACGAAGGAAACGACGUCUCGGAACGAAUGGGCGAUGAAGACAGUCGAGGACGAGUUGAAGGAGGACGCAGUGGAGUUGAAGACGAAGAAGAAAGAAAGGAUGGCAGAAAAGAAGAAAGAGCCGGAGAGCGAGAUGCACAGAGGAAAGCGAGAGAACAGGAGAGAGAAGAACAAGAAGAACAAGAAGAACAAGGAGAGAGUGAAGAUGAAUAUGCUUGUUUUGAUGCCCCUGGCGGGAUGCUUUGCGAUCAGAUGGGCCUUGGAAAGACCGUGGAAGCGAUCGCAUUGAUAUUGUUGCAUCCAGCUCCUUUCUCUUCUUCCUCUUCUUCUUCACCUUCUGCCUCGUCUUCUUCACCUUCUUCCUCUUCUUCUCUUCCUGCUUUCUCUUCUUCUGCCCACAUGCCUUUCUUCUCGCGAGAAGAAGAUCUGCCGCCGAACGCCGUCUUUGACUGUCCAUGCGGCUUUGAGGGCAUGCGAAUUCGCUUUAGGGUCAGUGACAGUUGUUCGGAGAGUUUCGCCGACCGCGACGUUCCUCUAGAGACCGACGCGGGCACUGGAGACAGAGAAGCUCUGCCAGUGCUUCUCCCGCUUGGCUCCUCGGCCGCGCAGUCUGGAGCGCAUGCGGCGAAGAACAACGCUCGGCGCGCAUGCACAGUCCGCAGAGGCGCGAAGCAGAGCCGGGAGAGUCCUCUGGAAGAGGCAAACACGUCUGUGGCCGCUUCGGCGGUUGCGAGCAGAGACGAGGGAACGCGGAGCGCGAGGGGGGAGGAGGACCGUGAGGACGCCCAUCGCGAAGGAGGCGCGAGGAAGCGACAGAAGCUGCGAGGGCGGGCAAGCCUGCCCUUGAAAACAGAAGAAAAUGGCCGGAUCCCAGCACUGCCAGCUUCUCUUUCGUCGAGGGAGUUCUCGAGCCAUCGAGGCGACGCGGCAGGAAAGACCGCGAGGCUCAGCGAGACGAGAGAGAAGUUGAGCGACGAGAAGAAAGCCAGGAAAUACGACGACUGGGAGCUUCUCCUGCCCGUCAUCCAGUGCGAACAGUGUCGCGCGCUGAGUCACCUUUUUUGUCUCGGAGUGACGCCCGAGAAAGCGGCGUCUUUGCUACGAAACUUCACAUGCGUCUACUGCGAGUCGGCGCCUCUCUUCUCAGGCCCGGAGGCCGGCAACUCCGCGCGCGACUCGUCUUCUUCGCGUCUGGGUUUGCGGGAGGUGACGGGGACUCUCGUCCUCUGUCCGGCUGCCAUUCUUCAGCAGUGGAGAGAAGAAAUCGAAAAGCACACGGAAAAAGGAUCUCUGAGGCGCACAGCGAUCUAUACGGGACUCAAGCAUGCGAGAGACACCCUGAGAAAACAGCUUCUCGACUCCGCUCGAAGACGCUUCGCCACACACAUGACGCGUCAGAAACAGCUGACGGGGCUGUUUCCUCUCCCGGUGUCAUCUCAUUCUCUCGCGUCUUCAUCUCACUCCUCCGUUUCUCCCUCUCAUUCUCUCGUGUCUGCAUCUACUUCGUCUACAUCUGAUUCCCUCGCUGUAUCUGCUCCGUCGGACUCUGCAUCUUCGUCUGCCGCCAGCUUCCCUGAAAACUGGUUGUUGGCCGACGAAGAAGAGAUGGUUCUCAUUCGCCCAGAGCAGUUGGAAGACGUCGACAUUCUCCUCGUCUCCUACGACACCCUGAGAGAAGAACUUUGGUUUGCUCCCAGACAGUGCCGCAGUCGCCAGUAUGGAGGUUCCGCCUCUUCCCGGUUCUCUCCUCUUGCCUUCUCUUAUGUCUCUUCUCCUCUCUCUUCUUCUUCUCCUUCCUCGUCGCGUUCUUCUUCGUCCUCUUUCUCUUCGUCGCGUGCUUCGUCUGCCUCAGGGGAGGAUGGCGCAGACAGAAGGGGAGUCAGCGGUGCGUUCUCGCACGAAGCUUCGGUGGACCUAAGCUCCUCGACGCAAGCAGUCUCUUCUUUUGGGCUUCGGAGAAGGAAGAGGUACCGCCUGCUAGCGUCGCCUCUCCUUCGCGUCCACUGGUGGCGGCUCCUCAUCGAUGAGGCGCAAAUGGUGGGAGGCUACACGGUGGCCGCGCAGAUGGCUCGGGCGCUGAGUUCGCGCUUCCGCUGGUGCGUGUCGGGGACGCCCUUGCUGCACGCAACGAGUGCAUGCAGCAGCGGCUUUUGCGAGAACUUCCUGGGGCCGCAGGCGCGAGACGCGGGUGGGAAGAAGGCGGAGAGAAACGCAAGAAAUCUGCAUCUUCCCAAAGAACUUGCAGGCCUGCUGAGUACCCUCCAACUCGACGGUCCCGACUGGAUGCGCGACUCCGCAGUGCUGCAGCAAGUUUUCCAACCUCUCUCUGUCGGACUCCCGUGGUCGCUCAUCCUGCUUCCACCAGACGCUCAGCCCUGCUCUCACGCUGGGUCCUCUUCCUCUUCCUCCUCUCUUUCUGUCUCUUCUUCUUCCUCCUCUCUUUCUCUCUCUUCGUGUUCGUCUUGUGCGUCUCUCGCAUGGAUUACGAGGCGACAGCGAAGCAGCUGGUCACGCCAGGCAGCGCCGGCAUGGCUGCCGCCGGAGCGCGCUUGGGGUCGUGCGUCUUCCCGUCUGUACAGCCUCGUCGAUCUCCUCUAUCCGCUCUUCUGGCGGACGAACAUGAAAGAUGUGAUGGGGGAGUUGGGAGUUCCUCCGCCGAUUGUGCACAACGUCUUUGUGGAGUUCGGUCCCGUCGAGCGCGUUUUUUACCAGCAUCAGCAACUCGCAGUUCGGCAGAAGAGCGCCUCUUUGCUUUCCUUCUCCGCGUCGUCUUCUGGCGCCUACGUCUCCGACAGAGACUGGGAGACAGCUGGUGCCUCUGCUCACGCGAGAGAAGGCAAGAAAAGCGUAUCGGUCACCAAACAGCUGGACAGCCUUCUGCUCACGCUUCGACAGGCUUGUCAACAUCCUCAGCUGGGCCAGCUGGGCCUCAAGAAAAGACGCGGGCGCGCGGAGACAGGCGACUCUGUCGUGUUUCGCCGCGAGGUCCGGCGACGGUGCAGAGGUCGUCGAGGUGCAGGCAACGUCAGGGAGCCUUUUUCCUCGCGUCCGGACACAAGUCGACAUAGACAAGGUCUCGCCAUCGAGGACGAGGCCGACCGACGACUCCGCGACCUGCCUGAAACGGAGCUCGCGACGGAGUUCAUGCUCAUGGACGACGUCCUCUCCAAACUCAUUCACGAAGCCAAGCUGCAAGCGGAAGAGCACCUGCGAAGACACUGCGCAGCGACGAAUGGCCUCGCCGGCUUGGCGGUGAUUCGUGAACGCCCUCAGGAAGCGCUUCAUCACUACAGACAUGUUUUGACCCUCGCUCGCGCAUCUUCGUCUGCCCCUCUCUCGAGCCAAGGCAUCACGCCCCCUCACACCUCUCCCUCGAGGUCUUCUCGUUCCUGCUCUUCUUCCUCUUGUCCGUACGCUUCCUCUUCUUGGGAAGGCGUUUCACUGACUGCCGUCCGCCGUUUGUUUCCAGAGCUGGACACGCAUGAAGAAGAGUUUGGAGUGUGGGGCGUGGAGCGCCUGAGUCGACAGGUCGCAGGUUUUUACCAUGUUGACAGUCUGCAGCAGAUCCACGCUGCUUUCAAUUUGGCAACUCUCCUCGAGAGUCACUUGCGCGACAUUCUCCCCUUUCUUCUGGAACAGGCAACAUCCUCGGCUUCCUCAGACUCCUCGUCUCUCGAGCGAUGUUGCGAGACACAAGAGAAAGAGAUAUCCUCGGACGCCUCUGCGCAAGACGUAUGCCCGUCUCCACCCUCCGCUGUCUCCUCGCCUUUUGUGUGUUCGCGGCGCUCGCACGCUUCCUCUGUUCUCGACAAGUCAAAUGGACCGAUGCAGACAGAAUUGCAGGAGAGAGAAGCGAAGGAGGCAGCGCUGAAGGAGUCAGAAGAGAAGGAGACAGGAAGGCAGGGGGAAACGAAGGAGACAGGAAGGCAGGGGGAAACAAAGGAGACAGAAAGGGUGGGAGAGACGAAGACAACCGAGAAAUCUCUCGUAGAAGAAUACAGAAAGUACGCGGCUGCGGUGGAAGACGAGCUGCGUCGCGCCCGGUCCGUGUACGAGACGCUGAGCUGUAGAUACACUCGGAAGUUCACGGCGGAGCUCGACAAGGCCCGCGAAACGUUCUUGAAAAGAAAACGCGUUGUCGCUGCGCACCAGCAGCGGCGACUUCGCCUGCUUGUGGGAGAGGAGAAGUGCCAAGACGCCAAGGCCGAGGGAGAAGACGGCGAAGGCUCUACGACAGAGGGAAAGAAGACAGUGAAAAAUCCAGAGACAGCGAAGCAUUCGGAGACAGAAGAGACACAGACGUGGAACGAAAGUGGCGUUGCUCAGUGGUAUGUCGUGUGCAUGAGUCUCGGAGAAGAACUCGGAAAGGAACUUGUAAACAGAGUGAGUGACGCUCUGGUCGAGUCUCGUGGAGGGCUUCGAUCCGCAGGAGCUCUUCGUUUUCCGACUUUUUCGACGGCUGCCGGUUUGGUCGCCUCUCUUCAACUUCAGAUGCGUCAACUCUACGCUGCGAGAGAAGAUCUCCUUCAGGCAGUCGCGAGCGUUGACCACGGCGACCAGCCGUCGGCAGACCUGUUGGCCGCGUUCGCCUCCUGCACAAACUGCAACUCGCUUUCUCGCGCCUUCGCGGCUUCUGCUCUCCAUCGCGGGUCGCAGAACGCUUUCCUCUUCGCCGGUGAGGGUGCAGACGAAACGAGCAGACGCGGAGAGGAACGAAAAAGUCGAACGGCAGAGAGCGGCGGAAGAGAAGAGAGAGACGGCCGGCCUUUGCAGAACGGCGUCUCCGCGGAGGCGAAGAAGAGAGGGAAGCAGACUGGCAGGGAGAGACACAGCAGUCGCGGUCGCUGUCGCCAUUGCCAGCUGAUGCCUCAGAUCGCCGCUCUGCAGUUCUUCCUCUACAGCAGAGUGGAGAAGGACGUCGGAGGCAUCGGAGAUGAGAAAGGCCUCGAUGAGGGCGGCUUCCACCACUUUGGCGAGAGCGAACUUUUGACGGUCAUGCGCGUCGUUCGCGCUGUCCUGCGUCGCAGCCUCAGCGAGAGUAUCCCCGCCCACCGGCGUCUGGUGUACGCGGCGGAGGAGCACAUGAAGGAACUCGAGGCGAUCAAAAAGGAGUCUAUGGCGGCAGAUGCCUACUUUUUCGCGAGUCGCCAGGUGCUCUCUGCUCUGGACGAGCUCCACAUCAGUACUUCGCGGUUUCGUUUGAAGAGCAGAGAAGAAGAGCUGGCCGAACUUGCUCUUCGUCGCCUGAGCGCGGGCAGGAAAAAAGGCCCUUUUUCAGCUGUCGCGAGUCCGAGUCCACUAGGUCCUGGAACUUCGGUUUCGCCUCCGUCCUUCGACGCCCUGGCGAUCUCCAGGGCAGAUGCAGACACCAUGAGACAGUCUCUUCUUCUGGAGCUCGGAGUGACAGCGGGAGACCUGGAGAAAGCUCAUCGCCAGCACCGUUAUCUCAGCAACCUGCGCGACGAAGAAGAGAAAAAGAACGUCAACGAUCCAUGCGAAGAAGAGGAGGAGACCGUCAGUGCACACAACGCAGACGCGGAGGCAAACGCAGCUUCUCUGGGGGAGAAAGAACAGGGAGCAGGAAGAGCGGAGAGAGAAGAAGGGAGGACGAGGACAAGCGAAGGUGAAGAGGCGCGUGAAGUCCAGAAAGAAAGCAAAAGCAAGUCUGAGGAGGGUGAGCAACCUCAUGAGGAGGAACGAAAAGUCGCACUAGCGAAGGACGAGUCAGGAGUUCGGGAACUCUGCGAGGUGGAGAGACAGAGAGAAGAAGGUCGAGGAGCGUCGGAGAGAUGCGCGUCUGGAGACCAAGGGAGCUGUGACAAGAGCAGAGACAGGGAAGAAGGUUCUGAGAGCGGUGAAAAAGUUGACGGUGAUGUGUGCCAGCCGUCGGAGGCGACAGAAGUCGCAUGGCAGCAUGCAAGUUCGCACUCGCGAAAAACGAGAGAGAGAGAGAGGCCUGAAGGUCGCGAGAAGGAAAGCGAGGAAGAGCGGAAGAAGAAACGGCCUCGGACCGAGGAAGAUGGAAGCGCGGGGACGAGCCCUAUUAUGCCGAUUCGAGAGAGACAAGGCGAAGAAGAACCCGCAGAGGACUCACGCGAAGCAAAGAAAGAGAAGAGAAGAGAACAGGAAAAAUUUUCUCCGACUCUGUGUCCCGUCUGCUUCGUGGAACUGGAGAAAAACACUUGCAAAGCUGUUCUCCCGUGUGCCCACCAAAUGUGCGUCGAGUGCACUCGCGCUCUGAGGACAGAAAAAGUCGGGAUGGAAAAGGCGGGAGCGUUGCCGUCUCCGCAUGCGAGUCCGCUGCUGCAUCGUUCGCAUCUCUCUGGGAGUUUCCCGAGGAGCGUCGCGCCUUUUUCUUUUUCUCCUUUCUCGGGGAGCAAUCGCAGCGCCAGUGUGCGUCACCUCCGCAGGUGCCCGGUCUGUCGCCAUCCGUUCACUCCUUCUCAGGUUGCCUACAUUUCCUCGGUCUCUCACUUCAGCGCGCGCCGCGAUUUCUCCCUCUCCACUCCCUCAAAGAAAAGAGGGGAGACAGAGAGAAAAGAGACCUCUGGACUUGCGCGGGGGUCUCCCCCUUCAGACAAGUCCCGAGGCGACAAAGAAUGGCAAGGAAGUGAAGGAGAGGAAGGAGACAGAGAGAGAAGAGGAGGUGACAAGGCGGAGACAGAGACAGGAAGCGCCAUGAGUGGCGGGCAGCGGGUGAAGUCGACAGAGGCAGAAGAGGGUGUGGAGAGAGACGAAAAAAGUGAAGGAAGAGAGAUGGAAGACAGAGGGGAGGAAGACGAUGUGGGUUGUCAGACUCCAACGGUGUCUGCGUCUUUGAGAGCGCGUCUGCGUCGGCGGUACUCGGCGAAGUUUGCGGCGGUCAUUGAAAGAGUUCUGACUCUCCUGCGGGAUGCUUCUUCUUCUUCUUCGACGCCUCAGGCUUCCCCCUCUCCUUCGAAGAUUCUGAUUUUUUCCGAGUGGCCAGCAGCCCUCGACUUGCUGCAAGUUGCCCUGAGACGCUCCGGAGUGGUGAGCCUCAAGUAUUUGGGUGGACACAGCCAGGCAGACAGAACGACGCUGUGGUAUUUUCGCAACGACCCCCAUGCCCGCGUCCUCCUCUGCAGUCUGCUCAGAGCAGGAAGGGGCCUGACGCUGACCGAGGCAACUCACGUGGUGUUCCUCGAAGUUCCUCUCAACCAUGCUGAGGAAGAGCAGGCGAUCGGACGAGUCUACCGCAUGGCGCAAAAGCGGCAAACGCAUGUGUGGCGGUUCAUCGUGAAAGAUUCGGUGGAGGAACGGAUUGUGCAGAUGCGACAAAAGCCGAGAGAUGGCCUGUCGGAACGGCUUGCAACUGCUGCUGCUGUGAAGGAAGACGGCGACGUACGAGAGGAAGGAGAAGAGCGCGAGGACGCCCAAGACGCGAGUACUAUGGACUCUGCUUCCAAUACUCUUCUUCGACUCGGCCAGCGACUCACCGCACGCGAUGUCGCCGUCCUCCUAGGUGUCUCUGAUCCUUCGUCUUCCUCUCCCUCCUCUUCCUCUUUCGCGUCUUCUUCCUCUUUCGCGUCUUCUUCCUCUUCUUCCUCUUCAGAUGUCACUGUGGCCGCGAGUGGCGAGUCUCUACGAGGCAAAGAGGGGAAGGUGAAAACGAGUUUUUCCCCUGGAAGGGUGGACGCCGAGGAGCGAAGAGCAGGAGCGGACGCUGCAUCUCAGAGUUCUCGCUGUUUGACGCCCUCGGAGGCCGCCGGUCAGACUGCAGUGCGAGUCAGAGUUGCAGCAUCGGCAACUCCGCCCUGGAAGAACAAUAAGAAGCCCAACAAGGAGGACGGAGCAGGCAGAGGCGAGAGCAGAAGCGAACGUGUGUCGGGAGAAACUGCCGAACCUCGUGGUCUGCACCUCGACGUAACUGCAGUCCAGCAUGCAGCCUCUCAGUCGCGGGAGAAAAGGCACAUCCACAGAUGUUCUUUUGCUGCGGCGUAAAAGGUUCGAGAAGAAGACAUGCUCCACGCCUUUUUUCUAGCAGUCAUCCAAGUACUCAGCAAGUUACGGAGAGACCGCGUCGAUGUACAUGAGAGUUUUUCGCGCGCUCAUAGUCUCAGUCGAGAAGACAUCGAAACAAGGAGAGGGUUGUCCAGGAGGUGAGUGAACCGUGUAGCUGAGGGAUCUUGUGUCUUCCGCGGCGCGGAAGGUCGGCGGAGUGCUUCGAAGCUCUCUUCCAACAGCUUUGCCGUGGAGGAGACAGAACGGAGUCGGCGGGGCAUCACAAAGCAACGCGAGAGGAGACUGUAUCGCUGGCGACUGUGAAAGACCAGGUUGCAGCAUGCGCCGCCUCUCCUCGAGCAGGAGGCACUCGGAGGAGGCUACUGUUGCCCCCGUGUCGACGCAGAGUUUGGGGGAAGAGAAAAGACAAGACACCUUCCACAGAGCGGAAAGAAAGCACAGAGUUGAACGAAACGAACUCGACGCUCUGCUGCAGAGGAACGACAGAUGUUUUCGCCUCGUCACGGUGUCCGCUGCAGCCUGAGAAAGAGUCUCGAGAGAUUCGCCUGGAUUUUUUCGCGUUCAGGACCUUCCGCUUUUAUAUCUGUGACGCACCAGAAACGAAGGCAACUGCCCACAAAACGGGAACGGAGGUGCAGGGGGGUUCGAAGAAUAUCUCUCGGUUUUUCGAGUUGUUCUCUUUGCUAGGUGACACCCACCCAGUGGAGUAAAACGCUUCAGGAUCGUGUGCUCCGUCUCGUGAACAUCGGUCUCUGAGUCACUCUAAAACGAAAAGCACGAUUUCUUCGUAUAACUUCACAACUGGCGCUCAGAUCACCUGCGGACAGUCGCCUAGGCGCAGUUGGCGCAUGAAGAUCGUACCUGCAUAUAUUAUAAUAACCGUUUUCAGUAUAGUGAGCGGCGUCAACGGCUGGAGUCGCUUUUGACAAGAAACAUUUACGGUUUUUCUACGCGAAUCUUUGUGACUGGUGAAUCGGAGGAACCCCGAGAGCCAGAGUCACGUGGAAGGACGAAUUUCUUUGAACAUGUGUCUCGCGCAUGUGAAAUCUCUGCAUCUCCUGGGCUGGGUUACCAGCACAAGAGGCCGAGAGAAAGUAGGGAAAAGUCGAUCGGGAAUGCAGCUCGCGCUGUAAAGAUCUUCGGCUGGCCAGCACAGCUGCACCGGACGGACAAACGGCCGUCUUUUGUCCAAGUUUUUCCGUGAAGACGAUAGAAAACAGGCGUGUCGGAGAACGGAAGAUCCCUCUGUGAGACCGACUUCUCCGUUCCGACAGAACGCGUACGAUUUUCGAAUUUCGGUGCCACACACGAUCUGCCUUUGUGUUCUUGUCUUGAGGGGGAAUGCGGAGACACUCGAAACAGAGGCGCAAAAAAAACUCAAGAAAGCAGAGGCCUCCUCAAAGACAAAGACUAGCAGAUCGUCUCUGUCUCGUGCCUUCCUCUGCUAUCGAUCGUGGACUUUCUCUGAGUGAACUUUCUUGAAAUCUGCAUUUACAGACGCACCGCGACCUCUCCUGUUGUCCUGUUGUAAGGUGACAGCGUUUCACGGG
Toxoplasma gondii ME49 is the source of this 12668-nucleotide messenger RNA. Its product is annotated as SNF2 family N-terminal domain-containing protein. Lineage: Eukaryota; Apicomplexa; Conoidasida; Eucoccidiorida; Sarcocystidae. The transcript is spliced from 18 exons. The record is from RefSeq and is a predicted model, not a curated record. The coding region runs from base 877 to 11097 and encodes 3406 amino acids. Gene Ontology annotation, molecular function: ATP binding; ATP-dependent chromatin remodeler activity.